Molecule: messenger RNA, 4150 nt
Organism: Sclerotinia trifoliorum
Lineage: Eukaryota; Fungi; Ascomycota; Leotiomycetes; Helotiales; Sclerotiniaceae
Source: the annotation of a GenBank genome assembly
GACUAGAAUAAAUGGUCUAAAUCCAGUCGUUAUGGCAAGCGCCGCACAAACACAGCUUCCACAGGUCGUCAACUGCCACUCUCUUGUCCCAUACUCCUGUCGACAUCCCUACUCAUGAAUAUUUACGCGAAGUGGUGGAGAUGGCAGCAAAGGAAUUGGGUCACAAGUUCAUUACAGGGUAGAAUAUCCAACGCGUGUUUAAGUGAAAGAUUAAACAAUUGAUGCUUCCAAGCACGAUGCAUGUUCCCACGGCCAGCAGAACUCGGUACCAGCUGCCAAAUUUCCUUGGACUUGCUAGAAUAUAUCAAACAUAUGAGAAUUUCAAACGAAGUUGAAAAAAAAAAGCUCUGGGUGAGAUAUUGAAUCACAACCACGACUUCUGGCAAGUUCCAGAAUCUGAAGGUGGUCAGCGGCAAAUUAUUGAUAAUUACAUGGUCUAUGAUCAAGCCCGCCUCGAAUGAUUGAUCUUUGCCGGUCGCCAGUCCUACUCGGCUGGCGAUCCUUUCUAUUCAACAAUAAUUUGGGGCAAUCUGGCGCUUUAUUCUGUGUGCCCAGAAUCGAUUCUCUGAUUUCGAAGAGGAGGGGGAGGAAGUUGUUAUUUUGAUACCAAGCCAACACCAUUUUUUCAGUCGACCUCGCAAUUGCUGAAGUGAUGUAUGGUGAGUUGGCACAAUUCAUCAGCAACGCUGCUUUGUUGUAACUAACAGCCAUCACGUAAUGGCCUGCAUUGACCUUCAAGCAGCGUUGAAUCUCGUAAGCAAAGACCCUAACAUCCGUCUAAGUUCCGUGCUACACCUACACCCAUUUACUCCCUUUCUUAUCGUUCAGGAACCUUUCGUUAAUAUUGCGAGUACUCUUGUCCUUUGUAUAUUCCGUUCGCCUUAGAUAAUCUAGAAAGUUCGUGGUCAAGAAUCAUACAUUCCACUAACUGUCGACCCACCAUGGUAGACCCGGCCAAUCCUCCUUCAAACGCAGAAGCUAGAGAUACCGAACCUCCCGAAGUACCAGUCACAGAGCAGAGAGAGCUUGAGCAGUACGCUGUGAGUUCCAGCUAUUCUAAGUAUGUGACUCAAGAACUUAUGGAAUUCCGUGCAGUGCGACCAUUGUAAACGGAGAAAGGUUGGUCCUACUACCACACAUCAUUCUUGACAAAUUUAAAUCUGAUCCCCUUUAGCUCAAAUGCUCCCGAGAGAAACCAAAAUGUUUGAAUUGCCGGGGAUGGUCGGGUCCAUGCACUUACUCCCGCCGCGGGAGAAUACCAAGACGAGCAAGGAUGAAGUAAGUCUAAGGUCACCACAUUCAUUACCGUAUGACUGACGAGUAGUGAAAGCAUCAUACGAGAGGGUGACCAAAAUUCUAUAGAUCGGAAUUGCCCAGAUGUUCUUGAAUGCAAUGGUCAUAUUUUGAUCACUGAUCAGGGCCCCGCUUCUUCGAGGUCAUCAAAAGAUGAUGGCGACAAGAACAUCAUAACUAAUUCAAGUCGUCCUAUUGCAUCUCAAUAUAGUAGCGACAAGGGCGAAUGUCUUCCAGAAGAUUCUUCAACUCCUUCAAUAUUAAGCCAAGCAAAGAAUAGUAUUACGACGGCUGAAAUAAAGUCAACUAACCUCGAGCCAGGGCUACAACAAGAUGCUGAGAAUGGAUUGUCAUUCCUCACUGCAUCAUUUUCUGAAGGAAGUUUUAAUGACCCCGACGUUUAUUCAAACGUCAAGCAUUUUAGAAGGCAAAUGGAAGUAUUUUUUAUCCCACAAAAAUCUGAAGGGGAGCGGAUGAUACAGAGUAAGAUGUUCUUGAUUCUAGUAUCCAUGAAUAUUUGUCGCUGACACUGACAUUGCAAAGUUUUCAUGGCAGGUAUUGAACGAGGCAAACCCUUUUUUACAAUGCCUCCACUUGAUAUUAUCCCAAAGCUUGCCUUUGAACCAAAGAUAAUAUCCGAAAGAGCCUGGCUCUUACUAUACAAUGCAUUCCUAUCGACCACAAUAGCUUUCAUGGAGCCAUCCAACGCAAGAGUUAAUCGAGGUCUUCAGUGGAACGUAUGGAUAAUUCUACAAGAUUCUUCAUUCUUUCUCGAACCAUCAGUGAUUAGUAUUCAAGCGCUAUUAAUGUUAUCCUGUCACUGUCAAGAUCUCGUCCCACCAGGAUUAUGUUGGACACUCAUAAGCCAUGCUUGUCGAAUGGCCCAGAGUCUCAAUCUUCAUGCUCCUUCCCCAAAAUUUCCAAGGAAAAGCAGAGAAAACGAUCAAAGAAACUGCCUAUUCUGGAACCUAUUUAUGAUUGAUAAAUCACUAUCGCUUGCUUUUGGGAGGCCUCCAUUUCUAUUGAGUCAGCUAUAUGAGGCGGUCGAUCCCCCGGACCCUGCAUUUCUUGCGACAUUCAGACCUCAUCGAUCAUCAACUCCAGGUAUUGGAAAUCUACAGCAAAAUCAGCUUAGCGAUGAUUUCGGCGCAUUAUAUUUUGGUCUGGCACGAGAGCUGUUCGUGUUGCAAGGAAAAAUAAUUGAUGUUGCUCUCAUGGUUCAUAAUGGAGAGUCUGGAACGGAGCAGAUUUCGAAGAUGAAAGAAAAUCUUGGAAUUUGGAAGGAAAGUUUGGAUCAUGUUUGUUUUUUUGCGCCAGGAUAAGGAAGACGCUUAAUUAACUUACAAAUACAGAAAACGUCGGUAUACAAAAAUUUCCAGGGAGAGCCUAGUGAAAUUAAGUCAGUAAAAAUGGGCAUCAACUUCCUCACAUUCCAAUAUCAUCACUCUGUUGUCUAUUUGACUCGUAGCUCCAAACAGAAUCAUGAAAUUUGCCUUUUUUCUGCGCGAGUAGCGAUCAAGAUACUGGAGAAACUCAUUUCUAGUUCCAUGGAAGUUUUUAAUGGUAUCACAUGGUAUGUAAUUAUCCAUUGUUUUGUGAUUGAUUUGCCCAGUUAUUUCGUAUUUUCAUUAAUCUGUCCCCGAGUACCAACUGUCAUUCCCUUUACUGCUCAGAUAUUCCUUUCCCGUUUUGUUAACAAACCAUAGGCAACUUCUCUAUUAUCCCUUCAUGCCUUACUUUGUUCUCUUCUCUAACAUAAUCGCCGACCCACAUUCGUCAACUUGUUUCGAUGACCUCCAAUUGCUUCGGAGGGUGGUAUACUAUUUCUUAAGGAUGCAUACCCAACAUCCAAGUGCCCAAAAGCUCGAACGUAUUGCGGAAACUUUUACUAGGUUAGCAGAAAGUUUUGUCAGAGGAAGUAUGAAUCGAAAAUCCUUGGAGAGCAGAUCACCAGAAGUACCAACUACGCCAUCUAUCCAACAGCUAACUAGAAGUUCACAAUUAACUUCUCAGCUUACAAGCGAAGUGGUCUCGCAAACUUCAAAUCAAUUUCGAACUUUUCCUUCCUACGAUAAUACACAGAGUGCAAACACUUACAACCAUGAUGCGGAAAUCGGGAUGAGAAACCUCUCUGGCGACCUUGCGGAUCCAACCUUACUCAGCUUCCUUUCUUAUCCGAUGGAUAUUCCCAUGUCGGGUAAUGAGCAUCCAGACGAUACAUCAGUGCGUGAAAUGCACUCGUUCGCCGGGCAAGCCGCAGCAGUAGCAGAUCCAUUAUUCAAUCAAUUAGAGUUUUUAUCUACCGAACAGUCUUUAGAUGGAAACUUCGACUGGUUUUCAUGGGAUAGUUAUGCAUGGAGUGCGGGGGGAAGCGGAAUUUGAUUUGACGCCGAGUAUAAUUACUUGGCGGUCAUCAGCGGAGUGAGUAUCAAUUGAGCUUAGAAAGCUAUUUGCUCAUUUACUUCACUUGGAGAAACACAAUCAACGUCAUGACUUCUAGUAUAUUGAUAAUUUCUAUAAUUCUGGUCUCUAUGAAACUGCCUAGAAGUUAUCAGCAUGUCAAUUAAAUUCUGUCCACGGAAUUCGAACUAGAUCAUAAAGUCAUUGGAAGGCCCAUUGAUUUGAGCAAUGUUCCACGAAAGCUGCCGUCUAUGUGUGGUUAUUGCUGUACUCUCUACACCGUCGGUCGUUACCCAUUCUCCGGAUUGAGGGAGACUUCCAUGGAUCUUUCUGCUUCUUCAUAUCAGUAAUAGCAAGAUUUAACUUUUUACAAGCAUUUGCCGAUUCAGCAGAUAGUAAGUAUACGGUUGCGUUUGAAGUUCCGAUGCAGUCGAUUCAGUGAAAGUUGCUAUUCCAU